Messenger RNA from Prunus mume (Japanese apricot), 2560 nucleotides. The record is from RefSeq and is a predicted model, not a curated record. NCBI's taxonomy places the organism in Eukaryota, Viridiplantae, Streptophyta, Magnoliopsida, Rosales, Rosaceae.
AUGGAGUUGAAGAGCAUACUAGCAUAUCUUCAGAACAAGACCAUUUUGGUUACUGGAGCCACUGGCUUCCUUGCAAUGGUAUUUGUGGAGAAAAUACUAAGGGUUCAACCAGAUGUGAAAAAGAUCUAUCUUCUUUUAAGAGCUUCCAAUACCAACUCAGCCACGAAUCGCAUGCACAAUGAGAUCCUCGGAAAGGAGUUGUUCAGAGUUCUCAGGGACAAACAUGGUGCGGAUUUUGAUUCCUUUGUAUCGCACAAAGUUGCGGCUGUCGCGGGAGAUGUAACUUCUGAAAACCUUGGAGUGAAAGACUUCAAAUUGACGGAAGAAAUGUGCAAUGAAACAGAAAUCAUACUUAAUUCUGCUGCAACGACCAACUUUGAUGAAAGAUAUGAUAUUGCGCUGGACGUCAAUACAUUUGGAAUUCUGCAUGUGGUGAGCUUUGCAAAGAAAUGUUUAAAGCUAGAGAUGCUUCUCCACGUAUCAACUGCUUAUGUGUGUGGUGAGAGAGUAGGACUCAUACCAGAGGACUCACCUUCAUUAACGGAUGACAUAGUAAAGAAAACCAUCAAAUUUGAUUUCAAAGCACAAGAAAAGAUCGUCGUGGAGAAGAAAUUGACUGAACUAAAAGCACGAGGUGCUUCAGAAGAAGAUAUUACAAGCACAAUGAAGGAUUUUGGCAUUGAAAGGGCUAAACAUUAUGGAUGGCCAAACACCUACGUAUUUACAAAGGCGAUGGGAGAAGUAUUUCUAAGGCGCUCAAAAGAUGAGCUUCCUGUAGUUAUCAUUCGCCCAACUGUGGUUACCAGCACUUACAAAGAGCCAUUUCCAGGUUGGAUUCAAGGUUUUAGAACCAUUGAUAGCGUAAUUGCCGGUUAUUGUAAGGGGAAGCUCACAUGCCUACUUGCUGAUCCUUCGACAGUAUUUGAUAUGAUCCCUGUUGACAUGGUGGUAAACUCAAUAAUUUCAGCGAUGGCAGUGAAUGCAAAUCAAUCUUCUAUUGUCAUUUACCAUGUGGGGUCCUCAUUUAGAAAUCCUAUAAAAAUAAAUAGUAUUCACGAUUUUGUGUUUCGGCAUUUCACCAAAGAUCCGUGGGUUGACAAAGAUGGAAACCUUGUUAAGGUUGGCAAGUGCACAAUGUUCAGCACUAUGGCUACUUUCCGGAUGUACAUGCAAAUUUGCUUCAUGAUACCUUUGGAGGGAUUAAAGUUCGUAAACAAAGCAUGUGGCCAGUAUUUCCAAGAUGCAUACGUUAACUAUAGCCGAAAACUCAAAUUGGUGAUGCGCUUCGUAGAGCUAUACAAACCGUAUAUGUUAUUCAAGGGCAUGUACGGAGGAAAGCAGGGAGAUGUAGUUGAAAAUACAUGGCAUCCACACGCUUAUGUGUGUGGUGAGAGAGUAGGACUCAUACCAGAGGACUCACCUUCAUUAACGGAUGACAUAGUAAAGAAAACCAUCAAAUUUGAUUUCAAAGCACAAGAAAAGAUCGUCGUGGAGAAGAAAUUGACUGAACUAAAAGCACGAGGUGCUUCAGAAGAAGAUAUUACAAGCACAAUGAAGGAUUUUGGCAUUGAAAGGGCUAAACAUUAUGGAUGGCCAAACACCUACGUAUUUACAAAGGCGAUGGGAGAAGUAUUUCUAAGGCGCUCAAAAGAUGAGCUUCCUGUAGUUAUCAUUCGCCCAACUGUGGUUACCAGCACUUACAAAGAGCCAUUUCCAGGUUGGAUUCAAGGUUUUAGAACCAUUGAUAGCGUAAUUGCCGGUUAUUGUAAGGGGAAGCUCACAUGCCUACUUGCUGAUCCUUCGACAGUAUUUGAUAUGAUCCCUGUUGACAUGGUGGUAAACUCAAUAAUUUCAGCGAUGGCAGUGAAUGCAAAUCAAUCUUCUAUUGUCAUUUACCAUGUGGGGUCCUCAUUUAGAAAUCCUAUAAAAAUAAAUAGUAUUCACGAUUUUGUGUUUCGGCAUUUCACCAAAGAUCCGUGGGUUGACAAAGAUGGAAACCUUGUUAAGGUUGGCAAGUGCACAAUGUUCAGCACUAUGGCUACUUUCCGGAUGUACAUGCAAAUUUGCUUCAUGAUACCUUUGGAGGGAUUAAAGUUCGUAAACAAAGCAUGUGGCCAGUAUUUCCAAGAUGCAUACGUUAACUAUAGCCGAAAACUCAAAUUGGUGAUGCGCUUCGUAGAGCUAUACAAACCGUAUAUGUUAUUCAAGGGCAUCUUUGACGACACCAAUUCGGAGGAGCUACAAAAGGUGGCAAGUGAGAGUUACAUAGAUGCAAACAUAUUUAACUUUGAUCCGAAUUGCAUUGAUUGGGAAGACUACAUUAUGAAUACUCACAUCCAUGGCCUCCGAAAGCAUGUUAUGGUUAAGUGAUAGCCAGAAGAGUCGAUAGAUUGCCAUUAGAUAAUAAAAUAAUGUUUUUGUACGCAUGCGUUAUAAGUUUACAAUAUACAUGGAAACUAGCCAAAUUCCUCAGCCAGUAAUACUCUCAGCUAGAACAAUUAAUAUAUGGAUGAUUGUAUCUGUAAACCAUCAUAUUGUUCAUUUAUUUACAGAAACUUAA